Molecule: messenger RNA, 1233 nt
Organism: Labeo rohita (rohu)
Lineage: Eukaryota; Metazoa; Chordata; Actinopteri; Cypriniformes; Cyprinidae
Gene: clxn
Product: calaxin
Exons: 6
Coding region: 498-1142 (214 amino acids)
Molecular function (GO): calcium ion binding
Source: RefSeq, a predicted model, not a curated record
AACACAAUUUAUACACUUUUUAAUGUCAAACACUCAUCUUGUCUUGCUCUCCCUGAUCUCUGUGUAUUCUGGUUAAAGACAGGGUAUGUCGAAAAACUCUAUUUUCUCCCUCAACUUCAAAAUCGCCUAUAUCGCUUAUUGUUUUACCUUUUUUGUAAAGGGUGUUGAUCUUAUUUGCAUGUUCACUUCGCAAAGACUAGGUCGGAACUUCUGCAGCGAUGUAGGAUGAUUUUGAAAUAAUUUUGAAAGAAAGACAUGAACAUCUUGGAUGACAUGUUGUUCUAGAAGUGGACUUCUCCUUUAAACGUCCAGGGACCUACACGCUAGGUAGAAUAUAGGUUACAGCUAGGUUGCAGGCUGGCCUUCCAGUGGCUUUGGCACUAUUCACCCGCCAUAGUAGCUUACUGGGCUCGUCACAACAUUGCUCCGCCUCCUUUACUCGACGCGUUUCUAUAGCAACAUCUAACCAAAUGUGAGUAAACAGUGUGAGUAAAAACAUGCAAAAAAUGUCGGCAAUGAACAGGAAAUUAACUCAAAACCUCGCCGAAACUUUAUGCAAGCAAGUCAAACAUUUUAAUAAAACAGAGACGGAGUGUCUAAUAAGGCUUUUCCACGAGCUGCUGGGAGAGCAGGCAGAGAGAAGAGCGGCUCAUGGACUGGACCGGGUCAAGUUUAGAAACAUACUGCACAACACAUUCGGGAUGACCGACGAUAUGAUGAUGGAUAGCGUUUUUCGCGCUUUUGACAAGGACAAUGACACCUACAUAAGCGUCAAAGAAUGGGUGGAAGGUCUGUCUGUCUUUUUGCGAGGCACACUGGAUGAAAAAAUUAAAUUCUGUUUUGACGUAUACAACCUGCAUGGGGAUGGAUACAUCUCACGGGAGGAGAUGUUACAAAUGCUAAAAGACAGCCUCAUCAGACAACCCACUGAAGAGGACCCCGACGAGGGCAUUAAGGACAUUGUGGAGAUUGCCUUGAAGAAAAUGGAUUAUGACCAUGAUGGGAAAGUUUCUUAUUCCGAUUUUGAGAAGACAGUCAAAGAUGAAAACCUUUUACUAGAAGCUUUUGGGAACUGCCUCCCAAAUGCAAAGAGUGUAUUGGUAUUUGAGCAACAUGCAUUUCAAGAACUACAUGGACACUGAAAAGAAUCGCUUCCUUUUUUUAAUAAAAACAAAACAAAACCAAAAACUCCAGUUAAACAAUUUUUGUGGCUGAAACUGAAAUAAAUAUCUG